This is a messenger RNA of Thamnophis sirtalis, 1494 nucleotides long. The record is from RefSeq and is a predicted model, not a curated record. Lineage: Eukaryota; Metazoa; Chordata; Lepidosauria; Squamata; Natricidae.
CCUCCUGGAUUUGCAUCGCGCGCAGGCUGGCUGGUUGCAACGGGAGCUGUCCUACUAGGCAAGCUCCUGAAAUCACCUGCUUCUCCCCACCAUGUAAGAGCGAUGAGACCUCCAGCCACACCUUUGCAAUGGAGGAAGAUUUGUUCCAGUUAAGGCAGCUGCCAGUCGUCAAGUUCCGCCGGACAGGAGAAAGCACCCGAUCCGAAGAGGAUGCCGUGUCAGGAGAGCACGAAGUCCAGAUUGAGGGUGUCCAGACCGACUUGGAAGCUGUAGAGUUGGAAGAUGGAAGCAUUGUGCCAAAGGAGUUUGCCAACCCAACUGAUGAUACUUUCAUGGUGGAAGAUGUGGUGGAAGCAAUUGGGUUCGGCAAGUUCCAGUGGAAACUCUCCGUCCUGACUGGCUUAGCAUGGAUGGCUGAUGCCAUGGAAAUGAUGAUUCUGAGCAUCUUGGCACCUCAGCUUCAUUGUGAGUGGCGAUUACCCACCUGGCAGGUUGCGUUGCUCACAUCGGUGGUUUUCCUGGGAAUGAUGUUUAGUUCCACACUGUGGGGAAAUAUUUCAGACCAAUAUGGCAGAAAAACCGGGCUGAAGAUCAGCGUGCUCUGGACCUUGUACUACGGAGUCCUUAGUGGAUUUGCACCAGUUUACAGCUGGAUCUUGGUCUUGAGGGGCUUGGUGGGCUUUGGGAUUGGAGGCGUCCCUCAGUCGGUAACGUUAUACGCAGAAUUCCUCCCCAUGAAAUCCAGAGCAAAGUGCAUAUUGCUGAUUGAGGUCUUCUGGGCCAUCGGGACGGUCUUUGAAGUCCUCCUGGCAGUGUUCGUGAUGCCCACCCUCGGCUGGCGUUGGCUGCUCAUCCUUUCAGCUCUGCCUCUGAUGCUGUUUGCCAUCUUGUGUUUUUGGCUGCCGGAAAGUGCCCGGUACGAUGUCUUAACCGGUAACCAAGAAAAGGCCCUUGCUACGUUGAAAAGGAUUGCGACAGAAAACGGUGCUCCAAUGCCUCUGGGGAAGCUGAUUAUGUCUAGGCAGGUUCUCCAAUGCUUUUUCUUACUACGGCCUCGUCCUGCUGACCACCGAGCUUUUCCAAGCAGGAGACCUUUGCAGCUUGUCCAACAGGAGGAAAACGGUGAAGGCCAAAUGCAGCCUAGCCUGUGAAUUUCUGACGGAGAAGGACUACAUCGAUCUGCUCUGGACCACCCUCUCAGAGUUCCCAGGGGUUCUGGUGACCUUGUGGGUGAUUGACCGGAUCGGCCGCAAGAAGACGAUGGCCCUCUCCUUCCUGGUCUUCGCCUUCUGCAGCCUUUUGCUCUUCCUCUGUGUCGGGAGGAAGGUGCUCACCGUGCUGCUCUUCAUCGCCAGGGCUUUUAUUUCGGGAGGGUUCCAGGCCGCGUAUGUUUACACCCCUGAGGUCUACCCAACCGCCACCCGCGCCCUGGGCCUGGGGACAUGCAGCGGAGUGGCCAGAGUUGGUGCCCUCAUCACACCCUUCAUCGCCCAG